AUGCAGUGUUACUUUGGUAUUGAUGGUAUUCCCGGUCAUUGUACCAACAAGACAUGUUCCAUUCGACAGGAUAUCCCGCAAUACUAUUAUAACACACCUCGAUGGAGUAUGGGAGAUCAAUGGCAAGCAGCUGUCAUGGCUGUGCUCAUCACAGGUGGUGUCGCCAUCUUUUUACUUGUCGGUCGAGCUCAACUCAAGAAACUGAUCACCAACAUCAAAACCUUGUUAGAAAGAUGGCAGAAUUCAGAUGAUUCAGGCAGUCAAGUGCCGUUUAUCAUAGAAAAUGAACAAGUAUGGAACGAACAUCACAAACAAUGGUGGAAACAAGUGCCUGGUGUGCAUUGGGUCUAUACUAAACUAAAGAAGCGCCAUCAUGAUCAUGAUUAUGAAUUGGAACAGCGUACAGAAGAACCCCCUCCAUACAGAGAAAAUUAA
Gilbertella persicaria is the source of this 435-nucleotide messenger RNA. RefSeq lists its product as uncharacterized. The record is from RefSeq and is a predicted model, not a curated record. The coding region runs from base 1 to 435 and encodes 144 amino acids. Lineage: Eukaryota; Fungi; Mucoromycota; Mucoromycetes; Mucorales; Choanephoraceae. The transcript has a single exon.